AUGAAGAUAAGGAAUGCUCAAAAUACAAUUUAUGAAAUUGAAAAUGAGAAUGGUAAUCUGGUGGCAACUCAAGAAGAAAUUUCUGAGGUCAUUGUGCAGCAUUUUAAGUCAAAAUUUACUUUCAGUGAGCAAGGUGAUUUUAUAAAAGGUAAAACCAUUCAGGAGAAAAUAAUUUUAGCAUCUGAAAUGGUGAAAGAAAUGGAAACAACUAGAAGAGGUGGCAAUGUAGCUAUGAAGAUUAAUAUUUCUCAAACAUUUGAUUCUCUAAGUUGGGAAUCCAUUUUUGAAGCCAUGAAGAGAGUCGGAUUUUCUGACAGAAGUUUGUGUUGGUUGAAGAUUUUAUUCUCAUCUGCAAGAAUCUCAGUGCUGGUGAAUGGAAGACCAGAAUGA
This is a messenger RNA of Papaver somniferum (opium poppy), 390 nucleotides long. RefSeq lists its product as uncharacterized. The record is from RefSeq and is a predicted model, not a curated record. The transcript is spliced from 2 exons. NCBI's taxonomy places the organism in Eukaryota, Viridiplantae, Streptophyta, Magnoliopsida, Ranunculales, Papaveraceae. The coding region runs from base 1 to 390 and encodes 129 amino acids.